Messenger RNA from Frieseomelitta varia, 2735 nucleotides. RefSeq names its product protein TIS11 (gene Tis11). The coding region runs from base 689 to 1879 and encodes 396 amino acids. Gene Ontology annotation, molecular function: mRNA binding; metal ion binding. Lineage: Eukaryota; Metazoa; Arthropoda; Insecta; Hymenoptera; Apidae. The transcript has 2 exons. The record is from RefSeq and is a predicted model, not a curated record.
UCGCGCGGUCGCGCGGAUCCACAGUUCGCAUUCGGAGGUCUUGCGAGCUACGUCUUUUCGAGAAAGAAAAGAAAGAACGGACGGGAGUUUUCAAGUUUCCCUCUCCACGGGACUCGCGACAAAGAUUCUUCGAUCUGAAAAAGUGCCAAGUUUCUCUCACAGUACUCUGUCUCUGUUAUUGAUACACCGAACACAUCCUCACGCACACAUACACAUACACAUACAGCCACGCCACAUCCACGUACACGAAACUAGACACGUACACACACACUCGUAUAUACAUACAUAUAUAUGUAUAUACACGUAAUCGUCUUUCGUUUUCACGGUGAUCUCUACACGUGACACAAGUUGAGCAUCAAAGAGGCUCCAAGGCAAGAGAGAGGCGUGCUGUUUAUUCGACGCGAGAGGAAAUAUUCGUCGCUCCUUCGGUUUUGUUCAUUUUCGACUUUUAUUAAUCUCCUCGUACGCUGAGAAAAUCGACGGGUGUGCUUCCAAUGCAAAUCCACAAGAACGUAUCGUUGGAGUGGCAGUUUUUGUGUUCUCGCAGUUGAAACGUAUAAUCGCGGUUUUCUUUUAAUUAACCACCGGCUUUUGUGCUACACUCACGCUGCUCUACUCUCAAAGGAGGAGAGGAAGCUAGUUGGCCGAAUCGCGAUUCCAGUGUGAUUUUGUGAAAAAUUUAAGGAACAUGUCGACCGCCGUCAUGAGCACCCCUAUGUUCGUCGAGUGUAGCGAGCACUUGUUCAAGAAUGGACCAGCAAAGACGAAGGAGCCAACCUCGACGUCGACGACUAGCAGCAGCUCGAACAGCGGUUCGACUGGGAAUAAUAGCGGACACGCGCCUCUUCGGCGUAGCUAUACUUCCUUGGUAACAACGUUGAUCGAGCAGCAUCGUAAGCUAGAUCGCAGCGCGAGCGAGCCAACGUCUCGUUAUAAAACAGAGUUGUGCAGGCCAUUCGAGGAAAGCGGCACCUGCAAAUAUGGUGACAAGUGUCAAUUCGCUCAUGGGUACAGCGAACUACGGAAUCUCGCCCGGCAUCCGAAAUACAAGACGGAACUAUGCCGCACAUUCCACACGAUCGGUUUCUGCCCGUACGGGCCUCGUUGCCAUUUUAUCCAUAACUUCGAGGAGGCUCGAAUUCACAAUCAAAAAGUGAGCGCGCAACUAGGAUCCGCGCAACCAAACGUAAUGGGCUUGAAUCCUAUACUGAGCGCGGCAGCAGCAGCAGCCGCGGCCGCAGCCGCCGGUGGAAAUACAUCUAAUAACAGCUCGAACGUCAAUCCGACGACGAUCAGCAGCGUUGCUCUCCUCGAACAGAUCGCCGCUUCGUCUCAGGUAGCGACUCCCAAUCUUCUGAGAACCAAUUCGUUGAGCCUAUGUAGCAGCACCACCACCAACGCGUACAAUCCGCCGCCAUUGCUCAGAACGAACUCGUUGAGUCUAACAACUAGCCAACACCACCAUCAUCACCAUCACCAUCAUCAUCACCAUCAGACUGGCUCGACGACGACCGUUAGCUCGGUGAUCGGCGCCACUACCAAACCAAAGCCGACAUUCUCUCUCGGCAGCACUGGUGACUCCAUUUCUCCGUCAUCCAGCCUCAGUCAAUCGCCGACCAAUUCGAUGGCGAGUUUCUUCAGCGACGACUGUAGCCAGCAACCGUCCGUCACCUCGCCGUUCAGUUUCGGUCAGGAUUUCGGACUUCUCGCCACCAGACGAAGUCCCAGCCCUCGGACCAACAGCGUUUGCAGUCCGUUGGGCUCGGACGAACUUACACCGAGGACACCAUCUCCGCUAUCACCGAACGCCGAAUCGAGACUGCCUGUCUUCAACAGGAUCAGCAGCACACUCGCCGACUUUGACAACAUGAAGCUCUAAUUACCAAAUUACAUCUUACUCUGGGUCCUUCGACUCUUUCGGUAUAUUUUAUUUUCUUCACAUUCUUUCUGAAAGAUACGUGUGAUACGAUCAACGGGAAACGUUUCGAACAGCACGGAGAUAAAGAAAAGAAAAGAAAAGAAAAGGUAAAGAGCGUUGGACCCGACAGACAACGUUACACAUACGCGCAUUAAUUUAUAUAUCGACGGAAAAGACAGGAGAAUGUUUAGGGAGAGGGGACGGACUCUUCCACCGAAUUGAACAGUUUUCUUUUCUCUUUUUUUUUUUUUUUUUAUUCUUAGCAGAAGAGCUAUAUUUCUUGCAUCAGAUAGGUCUUCCUCUCCGUCAUACUCGAUUUAUUAUUUAAGCGUUUCUUUCUUGUUCGUUAUGACACGUUAGGCCUUGUUCUCGUUCUUCAAACAAUCAUCUCUUCCUUUUUAUUAUAAUCGUCAUUAUCUUAUUAUUAUUAUUAUUAUUACUAUUAUUAUUAUCAUUAUUUUAUUAUAUAAUUAUUAUUAUAUAUUAUAUUAUAUUAUAUUAUAUUAUAUUAUAUUAUAUUAUAUUAUAUUAUAUUAUAUCGCUAUAAUUAAUAUGAUCAAUAACGUUAUCAGUAAUAUCACUAUCAAUACUGAAUAUCAGUCGUUAGUUCUACCCACAUUAGUAGCGUUAGUCUGUUAGCCUUAGUUUCUGAUUCCGAGCACCAGGACCGUUUUCUUCUUUUUUUUCCCUCCUCUUUAGGUUUACGCUCGUUUAGUGAAAAGGUCGAGAUGGUAUCAGCCCGGAUGUCUCGACCUGCUCGUGAGAAUCCUUGGAUGAUUCAACCGUGGAGAAGGACAAAGAUAGAGAAAAAGAAAGG